UGCAUGGCAAAGCACAGACCACCACCACAGAAUCCACCCGCCCGCUUGAAAUUUUUAACAAAAGACCAUCGCGACCUUCAACGCCUUCUCCCCCUCCCAUCCUGCUAGCUUGUCCGUCCUCUCAGCAUCAAGCCCAUCACCGAGGUAUGUGAAAGUUAAACAAUACCGUCACAGUCGCGUUGCGAUGACGACGAGAACUACGACUCUGGAGAAUGUCCUCAACAACUGGAUAAUGCCCUUCGCAAAGGCCCAGGAAAGCAAUCAGACCGCGCUGGUGAAAGGCGACGACCACUGAUACGCUUCUCCUCGUCGGCAACUGAGCGGGCAGAACCCUUGGACACCUUUACUGCGUUGUUCCAGAGGGCACUCUCCAUGCUCACGGGGCCUCGAAGGCUAACAUACAUGGAUCUGGCAGAUACCUCUGAUCCCAUUCCCGAUUUGAGAAUCUCCUCGAAAAAACCGUCAAGAUGGUCCGCACUUCCGUUCUCCACGAUGCCCUCAACAGCAUCAACAACGCCGAGAAGGCCGGCAAGCGCCAGGUCUUGAUCCGCCCUUCCUCCAAGGUCAUCACCAAGUUCCUCCAGGUCAUGCAGAAGCACGGCUACAUCGGCGAGUUCGAGGAGGUCGAUGACCACCGCUCCGGCAAGAUCGUUGUCCAGCUCAACGGCCGCCUCAACAAGUGCGGUGUCAUCUCUCCCCGCUACAACGUCCGCCUCGCUGAGCUCGAGAAGUGGGUUGUCAAGCUCCUUCCCGCCCGUCAGUUCGGCUACGUCAUCCUCACCACCUCUGCUGGUAUCAUGGACCAGGAGGAGGCCCGCCGCAAGCACGUCUCCGGCAAGAUCAUCGGCUUCUUCUACUAAGCGGAUGGUUCUCGCUAAAAGUCGGGAAUGAGGAGGAUCUCUAGCGAGGCAUGCUUUGGGUGUUUGGGGAAGUCGAUGGGAGGAUGAUACCACCGUCGGGUGUCUGCAAGUAAUAUUGCAGCAUAUAACCCACCCCAAGAAUUGAAGAGCUGGUUCCUCCAUCCAUAUCUGUCCAACCUGACUCUAAAUGCGAGUGAUGUGAUGAAAUGGAAUCUCUAGAGUAGAUGAGUGUGACCUGAUAAAAUUGAGUAUGUUGAGGAGUUGAAUGUUGAGUCUAGACCAAACUCUUAAAGCGUUUUUGAGUUGAGAUAGAAGUGUAGUUUUGGCGUAGCACAUAAAGUUUCAGACAGGAGGAAACACGAAGCCGGGAAGAGUCUUUUUACCGCCACUGUUUUUUUUUAGCAGCCGCAUCACGUUGACAUGGG
This is a messenger RNA of Neurospora tetraspora, 1285 nucleotides long. RefSeq names its product ribosomal protein S8. Gene Ontology annotation, biological process: translation. Gene Ontology annotation, molecular function: structural constituent of ribosome. The record is from RefSeq and is a predicted model, not a curated record. Gene Ontology annotation, cellular component: ribosome; cytosolic small ribosomal subunit. The transcript is spliced from 2 exons. The coding region runs from base 468 to 860 and encodes 130 amino acids. NCBI's taxonomy places the organism in Eukaryota, Fungi, Ascomycota, Sordariomycetes, Sordariales, Sordariaceae.